AUGUUACCGAAAUCAAUAAACCAUUUAGGAUAUCGACCGUUCAUCCUCAACAUUCGAUGUCCAUCAAUCUCUUUAACCUCUCAAAGUAUACUAUGGACCAUAAAUCACUUUGAAUCAAGAUUCGGAAAGAUAUCAUACUGUAAAUUUCCCAAGGAUCCAGAUACAGAAUGGUAUCGAGGAUUUGGAUUUAUACAUUUUAUUGAAACUUCAGCUGCUUUAACAUGUUUAAAAUCUGGACCGAUUCAUGAAAUCUUAAUUCCUUCAAUUCAAUCUCAAUCUCUAAAACAUGGUCAAUUACGUCUUUCAGAUCUUAAGACUAAUGAAUUUCAAGGUGAUUCAGAAAUCAUUAAAUGUCUAGUUGAACAAGGAAAACCAUCAAUUCAUAGUGGAUUGGAACAAAGACCUACAAUUGAUGGGAUUCAUGCUCAAGCUCAUCAAUCUGUCAAUCACGAAGAACUCCAAUCGAUGAUUCAAGCCUUUGGUGGGUUUUAUGGUGAAUUACUACAUAAACGACGUACUAGAAAGUAA
Molecule: messenger RNA, 528 nt
Organism: Melampsora larici-populina 98AG31
Lineage: Eukaryota; Fungi; Basidiomycota; Pucciniomycetes; Pucciniales; Melampsoraceae
Exons: 3
Coding region: 1-528 (175 amino acids)
Molecular function (GO): RNA binding
Source: RefSeq, a predicted model, not a curated record